Molecule: messenger RNA, 1545 nt
Organism: Juglans regia (Persian walnut)
Lineage: Eukaryota; Viridiplantae; Streptophyta; Magnoliopsida; Fagales; Juglandaceae
Product: zinc finger protein CONSTANS-LIKE 16-like
Exons: 3
Coding region: 88-744 (218 amino acids)
Biological process (GO): regulation of DNA-templated transcription
Cellular component (GO): nucleus
Molecular function (GO): protein binding
Source: RefSeq, a predicted model, not a curated record
AUUCAGAUUCGUAUGCAUACAUAACACAAGAAGCAAAAGUACUAAGACUGUCUCUGAGAGAGAGAGAGAGAGAUAAGAAGAACAAAGAUGGGUUACCAUUCGUUCUUGAGAAGUCCAAAGAAAGAAGAACAGGAAGUGCCAGAUACUGUUCUAACCGAAUUCUCCGACACAAAGGAUGCUUCUUAUGCCGAUGAAGAACUCGACAUCAUGGAUGAACUGGAGGGUAUUUGGGGCAUUGAAGCCGAUGAAAAAUUACCACAGAACAACAAGAAGUAUGGUCAACUCAACUGGGAUUUCAUGGAUUGGGAAGAAUUUCCAUUUAGAGAAGGCCGUACUGAAGAACAAGAUCAUCAGCAGAAAGUGUUUGAAGAAGAAAGCAACCGUACAACUGGCAAGGUUAUAAAGAAGGAGAAUCUUGGGCUUUUGGGGGAUGAUGAUCAUGAUGAUGAGAAGAAGGCAUCAUUGAAUUUGAACUUGAAUUAUGAAGAUGUCUUACAUGCUUGGUCCGACCGGGGCUCUCUUUGGGCCGAUGAUUAUUCUCCUUCCAUGGCAAGCAAUGGCUAUUAUACGAGAGAGGUGCCUGUGAUGGAAGAGGAGAGAACAAGAAGGGAAGCAAGAGUAGAAAGGUACAAGGAGAAACGCCAUACCAGGUUGUUCUCAAAGAAGAUAAGAUACCAAGUUCGCAAACUCAAUGCAGAUAAAAGGCCUAGACUCAAGGGUCGGUUUGUGAAGAGAGUUUCUUGACAAUAUAGUUAGAUGCUCGAACUUGGACGAAGAAAUAUCUCUCAAAAUAUCUCUAUACAUAUUGUAUCUUUUCUAGAAUAUCCUUUUUUGUAAUUGCAUCUGUUGAAAAUAUCUCCACUCAGCAGACUUUCUGUGCACAUGUUAUGGAACUUUAUAUGGUGGACUUGAAAGUUGAAAGGCCCUAUCAUGCAAAAUUGACAGACCCCAUUAGUUAAUAUCAUGGUCUAUCUCCAUCCCAGCUCUCAGAUCAUGAACCGUAUGACAAGAUUUUGAUCUUCAGCAAUCCAACGGUCAGCAUUCAGAGGGAUAUAUAUAUAUAUUAUUUUGUAUAUAAGGGGGUAUGUACAAUAAUAUUAUACAGUGGUCCUCAUCGAUCCAUCUCCAUCACCAUUUUUUAUCUUGUUCUUUUUUCCUGGUUUUUUCUUUGCUAUUGGCUGUCUUUUUUACCUAUAUAUAUGCAGCUGCAAUAGUCUGCUACUGCUAGAAUAUGCAUAUCAUCAUGAUCAUGAUCAGGAGGCUCCAACACAACCAAUGAACCAUUGUUAAGGUGCCAACGUCUAGACAGGUGGUGCCUCAUGAUAGCAGUACGCGAUAUUGAUUCCAAUUGAAGAGUACUUUCUACUGGUCAUAUCAUGUGGUAAUUAUGGACUUUCCGAUGUGGCAGACAUGUAUCAAUUUGGUGGAAUAAUCGAAUAUCUCACCUCGGAUAUUGAUGUUUUUUUAGUCCUUUCCUUUUACUUUUCUUAAGCUUUUUUUGGUUAGCAUUAAUUCGUUGUAUGGAUUGGAUGGUACUUCCUUAAU